CUUGGAAAAAAGAAGAAAAGGGGGGCCGUUUUACGUGCUCACUAGUCACUGCCGAAGGCACCGGUGGAAGAUGCUACGGGCUGUGUUGGAGGAGAGGAAGGCGGUUCACGUGGUGUUCCAAAGCUUUCGGAGAUGGAUGACCAACAGCGCCGGCACCGGCAGAAGAUGCGCGGUGAUGAGCUUCGGCGAUGGAAGCCAUGGGGCUCUCGGACUGCCCACCUCUCUCACCGGUGUUGGUACCGACUCUUAUGAGCCAACCCGAGUCCCUGGGCUUCCUUCAGAUGUGACCAGUGUCAGUGCCGGACAUUACCAUUCCCUUGCUGUCACUUCCCAAGGAGCGGUCUGGGCUUGGGGUAGAGAUUUUGAAGGCCAGCUCGGCCGUGGUGGUCCUUCUCCCAGAUUUUUCUGUUGGCACUUGGUACGCAGAGAGUCCUGGAAUGAGCCAAAGCAAGUUGCUGGGUUGGAUCAAGUUAGAGUGCGUGCUGCAUUUGCAUCUGGCGUUGUUUCGGCAGCCAUUGGAGAUGAUGGUUCUUUAUGGGUUUGGGGAAAGUCCAAGCGUGGCCAGCUUGGUCUUGGAAAGGAAGUCAUCGAAGCUGUUUUACCUUCCAAAGUAGAAGCACUUGCGGAUGAAAAGAUUGUCAAGGUAUCAUUUGGUUGGGGACAUACUCUUGCACAGACCAAUGAUGGCAAAUUGUUUGGCUGGGGUUAUUCAGCUGAUGGUAGGAUAGGAGGCAUUGCAGAAACUUUGGAAACAUCUCCUUUAGAAUCAAAACCAAGUGCAUGUAUUAAUAACCAAGAACCUUCAGCUUCAACAUGGGAAGCUGCAGAGAAGCUGGUUUUAGAAGGAAUGGAGAAGGAGAAAAAUAUGCCAAUUAUCUGGGAGCCUCGUUUAGUGAGAGAGCUAAAUGGUGUGGAAGUUGUAGGCAUUGCAUGUGGACUUGAUCAUUCAUUAGUUCUUUGCGGGAAUGGAACUCUGUUAAGCUGCGGAAGCAACAUAUAUGGUCAGUUGGGAAGAUCAAAACAAGAUUUGGGAAUGUUACCUGUUGACAUAAGCUUCCAUCCUAUCACUGUAGCAUCAGGCCUUGGCCAUUCAUUGGCAAUAUGCCGGGUUGCAUCAUCAGAUGCUACUGGUGAUGAUGCCAGAAGCAUUGUUACAUGGGGAUGGAAUCAAAGUUCUCAGCUUGGAAGGGUGGGGCCAGAAAACAUUCCAUUGAUGGUCGAAGGUUUGGAAGAAGAAAUUCCUAUAUCAGUGUCAGGGGGACGCGUACAUUCUACUGCUUUGACCUCUAGGGGAGAAGUGUUUGUUUGGGGUUGUGGCAAGAAUGGAAGGCUUGGGUUAGGCAGCUCCUAUGAUGAACCUGAACCCAUUUUGCUAGAUUGUUUAGAAGGUUCUGAAGUUUUACAAGUAGUGUCAGGCUUUGAUCAUAAUCUAGUUCUAAUUGCUGAAUAAUGUUGGCUCGAACCUACUAAUCCCAAUUGCAUUAUUACAGUUGCUAUGCUUACGCAAUUGCUGUUCUAGCUUCUUGUGUUUUUUGUACGGUUGGUAUAUACUUUUAUUUUGUUUGUUUAGGUAAAUUUACGCUUGGUAUAUGUUUGUGAGCUUUAGUAGUUAUAUUUUUCCAUGUUACAUGAAAAAACGAGCUAUGGAGUAAGGACCUGCUGUACCGCUAUGUGUGAGAUCUUCUUCUCUUGUUUC
Ziziphus jujuba (common jujube) is the source of this 1696-nucleotide messenger RNA. Its product is annotated as ultraviolet-B receptor UVR8. Bases 71 to 1450 code for a protein of 459 amino acids. The record is from RefSeq and is a predicted model, not a curated record. The transcript is spliced from 4 exons. Lineage: Eukaryota; Viridiplantae; Streptophyta; Magnoliopsida; Rosales; Rhamnaceae.